AUGGAUAGGAUUUGCUUUGCAGUGAAUGGAGUUAAAUAUUCGGUGGGAUGCGAAGUAGAUUCCACGACGAGUCUGCUGGACUACUUGCGGUCGUCGCUGCACCUCUUCGGCACCAAGUACAUGUGUCGCGAGGCCGGCUGCGGCGCCUGCAUCGUGUCCGUGCAGCGACCUGGCACACCACACUCUGCUGUCAACGCUUGUAUGGUAUCGGUCACAUCGUGCCAGAACUGGGAGAUAACGACCAUAGAAUCCCUGGGAGAUCAGGCUAAGGGUUAUCAUAAGUUACAAACUCAGCUCGCAAAAGACAAUGGAAGUCAGUGCGGUUACUGCAGCACCAGUUGGAUCAUGACCAUGUAUAGGUUAGUAUCCGAUGAAUGA
Messenger RNA from Papilio polytes (common Mormon), 378 nucleotides. RefSeq names its product aldehyde oxidase 1-like. Gene Ontology annotation, molecular function: 2 iron, 2 sulfur cluster binding; oxidoreductase activity; iron ion binding. NCBI's taxonomy places the organism in Eukaryota, Metazoa, Arthropoda, Insecta, Lepidoptera, Papilionidae. The transcript has 3 exons. The record is from RefSeq and is a predicted model, not a curated record. The coding region runs from base 1 to 378 and encodes 125 amino acids.